AUGAAGAACCAGACCUUUCUGAGUGGGUUCUCGCUCCUGAGACUGACGGAUAGCAUGGUGCUGCUGGGGCUGCAGGCUGCGCUGUUCUCUCUUGUCUACCUGUUGUCCACCCUGGAGAAUCUGACCAUCGUCCUCCUCACAGUUCUUGACCGCCACCUCCACACCCCCAUGUACUUCUUCCUGAGGCAUUUGUCCUUCCUGGACCUCUGCCUCGUUUCCACCACAUUGCCCAAAUCCAUUCUCAACUCCAUCACCCUCAGCGACUCCAUCUCUUUCUUGGGCUGUGUAUGUCAGCUCUUCUUGAUGGUCCUCUUGCCAGAGUCAGAGGUGGGAAUCCUCACUGCCAUGUCCUAUGAUCGCUAUGUCGCCAUCUGUCACCCUCUGCACUAUGAGGCUGUCAUGAACAAAAGGUUCUGUGUCCGGUUGAUGGCUUUGUCCUGGCUCAGCGGAGGGGCCCUGGGCACCUUGUACUCAGCUGAAACAUUCUUUCUGAAUUUCUGUGGCUCCAACAGGAUUCACCAGUUUUUCUGCGAUGUCCCUGCCAUUCUAGAGGUCAGUUGUUCCGAGGAGCAUGCUGCUAUGAAUGUCGGUGUGGCUCUUGGUGUCCUCUCUUCAUUCUCUUGUUUGGUCUGCAUCUUGGUCUCCUAUGUGUUCAUUUUCUCUACUGUGUUGAAGAUGCCAUCCAGGGAGAGCCGGUCCAAAUCCUUCUCCACCUGUGUGCCCCAUCUAAUGGUUGUGGGCACCUUUGUUCUAACAGGUAUUGCUGCUUAUUUAAAGCCGACUUCCAGUGAACCUAAUCUUCUAGACUUGGUGUGUUCUAUGAUGUACUCUGUGACACCACCUUUCUUGAACCCCAUUAUCUACUGUCUGAGGAACAGGGACAUUCAAUCUGCUCUAAGGAAAUUCCUUAGGAAGGCAAAAGGGUUUCUUUAG
Fukomys damarensis (Damara mole-rat) is the source of this 933-nucleotide messenger RNA. RefSeq names its product olfactory receptor 14K1. The transcript has a single exon. NCBI's taxonomy places the organism in Eukaryota, Metazoa, Chordata, Mammalia, Rodentia, Bathyergidae. Gene Ontology annotation, cellular component: membrane. Gene Ontology annotation, molecular function: G protein-coupled receptor activity; olfactory receptor activity. Bases 1 to 933 code for a protein of 310 amino acids. The record is from RefSeq and is a predicted model, not a curated record. Gene Ontology annotation, biological process: G protein-coupled receptor signaling pathway.